Molecule: messenger RNA, 441 nt
Organism: Sorex araneus (European shrew)
Lineage: Eukaryota; Metazoa; Chordata; Mammalia; Eulipotyphla; Soricidae
Gene: S100P
Product: S100 calcium binding protein P
Exons: 3
Coding region: 1-441 (146 amino acids)
Biological process (GO): endothelial cell migration
Cellular component (GO): extracellular exosome; cytoplasm
Molecular function (GO): transition metal ion binding; calcium ion binding
Source: RefSeq, a predicted model, not a curated record
AUGACGGAACUGGAGACAGCCAUCAGCAUGAUCAUCGAUGUCUUCGCCAAGUACGCAGGCAGCGAGGGCAACAAGCAGAGCCUGACCAAGGGCGAGCUGAAGACGCUCAUGGAGAAGGAGCUCCCCGGCUUCCUGCAGAAUGGAAAAGAGAAGGAUGCCGUGGACAAGCUGCUCAAGGACCUGGACGCCAACGGCGACGCCGAGGUGGACUUCAGCGAGUUCAUGGUGUUUGUGGCUGCACUCACGGCCGCCUGUCACAAGUAUUUCCAUGCUCCCCGCCUGCACGGCCCCAACAUGCUGCUGCCCAGCUCCCCGCCGCCCUCCCCUGCCUACUGCUUCGGACAAGGGCAGCAGCCGGUCCAGUGGCCUCGGAUUCAGCCGGGCUCACCGGGAACGGCCCACUGGCACGAGUUUCGAGGUCGGAAGGAAGCAGGUCACUGA